AUGCAUGUUCUGUUGGAAGGCGUUGUCCCACAUGAGCUGUCUCAUGUACUCUUUAGAUUUAUAUUUGUGCAGUCUCUGUUCACACUAAAGUGGUUUAAUUCAGCAAUUAGAGGAUUUCCUUAUUCUUAUUUGCAUAGUAGUUCAAAACCAGAGCCAAUUGAGAAAAAACAUAUUGAUGGUUGCGGAACUAUCAAGCAAAGUGCAUCAGCAAUGCUAACACUUGUACACAUUCUUCCUGUCAUUAUUGGGCAUCGAAUACCUCUUGAUGAUGUUUAUUGGAAAAAUACGCUGCGCCUGGUACAAAUUGUACUAUUUUGUACAUCAUCGUAUUGUACAAGAGACACAGCAAUGUAUUUGAAAAAUCUUAUUGCUGAAUAUCUGUACAAUUUUAAAUCAUUGUAUCCCAAAGCAUCAUUCAUUCCCAAAAUGCAUUAUAUGGUGCACCUACCUACUCAAAUGUUAAUGUAUGGACCACUGAGACAUCAUUGGUGCAUGAGAUUUGAAGGCAAAAAUGGUUACUUUACAAAUAAGAGGUAUAAGAACUUCAGAAACAUUCCACUGACACUUGCAAGUCGCCAUCAAAUGUAUAUGGCAUACAUGCAGGCUGGUCAUGAAGGUGGACGAUCAUCUUCAUUUUUGUAUGCAGGUGACAAAGUAGGUUCUGGUGUUGAGAUUACAUUUGGGGAAGUGUAUCCAGAAUUACUCCAAGCAUUCUGUCAACUGACAAUGGUUUGUGUGGAAAAAGUUUACCAAACUUCAUUUGUCGCCAUUCAUGGCAAUGAAUACCGCAGAGGGUGUGCUCUGGUAAUUAAUUACGAUGAGGAUAUACCAGUGUUUGGUAUAUUGUUUGAUAUAAUUGUGCUUGAUCAUGUGAAAUAUUUCAUCCUUGAAGAAGUGGAAGCGGAAUUUAAUGGGCAUAUUUUAGUCUAUGCAAUCAAACCAUUAG
Messenger RNA from Saccoglossus kowalevskii, 946 nucleotides. RefSeq lists its product as uncharacterized. The record is from RefSeq and is a predicted model, not a curated record. NCBI's taxonomy places the organism in Eukaryota, Metazoa, Hemichordata, Enteropneusta, Harrimaniidae.